Hyaloscypha bicolor E is the source of this 2715-nucleotide messenger RNA. RefSeq lists its product as uncharacterized. Gene Ontology annotation, molecular function: RNA polymerase II cis-regulatory region sequence-specific DNA binding; protein binding; DNA-binding transcription factor activity, RNA polymerase II-specific. Gene Ontology annotation, biological process: regulation of transcription by RNA polymerase II. The record is from RefSeq and is a predicted model, not a curated record. The transcript has 5 exons. Lineage: Eukaryota; Fungi; Ascomycota; Leotiomycetes; Helotiales; Hyaloscyphaceae. Bases 396 to 2432 code for a protein of 678 amino acids.
CUGCUCUUCAAAUCACCAGUCCGCGCUCGACUCUUGGCCCAGCAUCUCUCCCCCCAGCAUCUGCGAUUUGUUUCUCGUCCGCACGACGCUGUCCUGGUGCUGCUGACAGUCACAAAAGACGAGAGCGAGACAAGAACAAAGACUUUGUGACGCGCCUUCGCGUGAAUCGUGACCAGGAAUUUCGAAGCAAUCGCAAUCGCGCACGCCGCAACAGCAAAUACUGUAAGGAAACCACAACACCACGUCAAGGGACAACCACCUUGGAUUGCUUGCCUGCCUCUGCCUCGUUCAUAAAAGCUGCCGGCGCCGCCGCUCACUCCGCAAAGCUCCUCCUCUACUUCGACCCAUUCUUCCAGCAUAUGCAUAUCGGCCGUUUGCGCCUCUGACUCGAGAACAUGCCUCCGUCAACUAAGCGCUCACAGCGGGUACGCCGAGAAACCAUCAAUAAUGUUGACGUUCCAGAUUCCUCUCCAUCACGACCCGCAAAGAGGAGAAAGAAGGCCAAUUCACCCGUGGAGAAGCCAGUCCUAGAACCUGAGCCUGUUCUGCUUCCUAUAGACCGAUCUGGUAUAAAACUGAGCGACGACGAACUGAUCACUGCCGUCGUCCCCUUCCUCAAAGUUCCCGCCCACCUAGUUCAGGCCACCAUAGAUCAUGCCAACACGCUUCAUGAACGACACAAUAAAGAAGGGGUCCAAGCAUAUGCGAAGCUGGCCGGUAAAGAUUGGACCUUCUACGUCAAGAAUCUCAAGAAUACCAUUGGUCGACCCCCAGAGACCCAGAAUGGGCUUUCAAGCCAGACCAGCCCACCUCAUACAGAUGACAUCGGAGCCCUACCGGUUGAGGCCGCGGGCGCAAAUGGCGGUGUUCAUAUUGAUUUGGGCCCCCACAAGAUGGUAUCUCGUUCGCAUGCAGAAAUCUUCUUCGAUUCAGAUUCCGAAUUAUGGAACAUUAUGGUUCACGGUCGAAAUGGCAUCCGAAUUGACGAUAGGCAUCUUACUCGGGGGCAUCGGCAUGCUCUUGUCAGUGGCGAAGUUAUCGAGGUUGCUGGCGUGGAAAUGAUGUUUGUCCUCCCCGAGCAAGAUGGAAGCCUCAAGGUCCACGACAAACUCCUCCUCAGAGCCAAUCUCAUCCGAGUAGACCCGGACAAGCCUGCAAAGCUCGAAGCCGGGGAUCAUGCUUCGUCUGCUCUCCCUUCGUCGCAAGUAGCUGUUCCUGGCCAGAAUGGCCUACUAGGUCCACAACCAAUUGCUCCAGCGCCCCCUGAUUACCGAAGACCUGGAACUCCUGUUAGUAACCGUUUGAAACCUCCGUACUCCACUGGCAAGUCGCCUGGCUUUGCUGGCGGUACCAUGGUAAUGAAUUCCGGCGACGACAUAGACCUCAGUCUUGAUGAAAACCAGCACAUCAAGCCUUCAUUUAGUUACGCUCAGCUGAUCAGCCAAGCAAUCUUAAGUACUCCUGAAGAAAAGCUAACACUCAAUGGUAUUUACAAUUACAUUACAUCCAAAUACGCUUACUAUCGAUCUCAAGGCGGCGGUGGAUGGCAGAACUCUAUUCGCCACAAUUUGUCCCUGAAUAAAGCCUUCGAGAAGGUAGCUCGCUUAACAGAUGAACCCGGAAAGGGUAUGAAAUGGCGUAUCCUUGAUGAUCACCGAGACGAUAUGGCCAAGAAUUGCAGGCGGGGCGGCAGAGGCGGACACCGAGGCUCACCGGGUGGCUCGCCGGGUGGUCUCAAUUUGAUCGCCCGUGGAUCGAGAGAAUCCGUCAACCCCAGCUCGACGCAACGAUCAAAACGCUCUCCACGCUCUGGAGGUUCUCCACCCGCAAGCUCCUUUGCAUCGAAUGACCCCCAAUUCACUCCGGAUCGUGGAGGACAUCUUUCUAGAUCAACCCAAGACCAAGCUCCUGGCGAUGGGAGCCCCUUGCCGCGACACAGAAGAAAUCAUGUUAGUGCUUUUGGACUGUCUGAUAACGCACCUGGUUCCCCACCAGUUUUGUCUUCAUCAUUUUUGCAGGAAGAAGGCAAUUCAUUUGUCACACCAGCACCCCAUCGAGUCCACCCUCGUCUUGCUCCUCCUUCGACGGCACAACGACCAAGUCAGCAUAUGCCGACCAGUUCUCCAGCUCCUUUUUGGAAAUAUGCUGAUAUUGGGAACACUCCAGUGAAAGGAGCAGCUUUUGAUCUGAGUCCCACCAAAGGCACAAGCGCUGAUGCUGAAAUCGCGCCAAGUAGCAGCCCAGCCCCUGCUCGCAGAUCCCCCGUAGCUAGUCCCACCAGGAAUGGCGCGUCCGCGAAGCUGGAAGCGCUGGCUGAUGACCUUGAAGACGAGAAUGAAGGGUUUGAUUUGACCAGAGGUUUCCAGAGCAUUGGAUCUUAUCACGCCCCUGCGGCCAACGCAGUCGGGGCUACAGUCAGUGGUCGCUCGUAGGCCAUCGUAGUUCCGGCUUGUGAUACUUGAACGCGCUGGGGCGUUGUAAUUUUUCGGGUCUCAAUUCACAGAAACGGAGAUUGGCAUUUUUCUUUUCUGUCAUGUUAGUUUAGUCGUUGCAAAAUGGUGUGCUCUCAUCCUCACUUUCUGCAUAGCGAGGGGCAUUUGUUCAUCGAAAUUACGGCUCCCAUUUGGGGGUCGUUAGGGCAGCGCUUGUGAGCCUGAGUCACUCACGGCUUGCGUAUUGUAAUUAUCUGGAUGUAAUCAUUCAUCGGCGUUGCAC